AUGAAGAUCCUCACCAAAGAACAAGAACGCGAACACUACAAUGCCGUGCUCUACGGCGGUGCGGUUGGCGGCACUGUCGGCCUCGCAGCCGGCCUUGCUGGUGUUGCACUCGCUCAACGUCGUUACCAUUUCUUUCGGAAUCUCACCCUCCCAUUAAAAGCAUUUCUAGUCACCUCCAGUGGUACUUUUGCUGGCAUUGUCAACGCAGAUCAUUACUCCAGAAAAUAUGAGAGCGAAUCCAAUCCUCUAGAUGUGGAAUACAGGCGACGAGAAUCUCAGAAACUGGAGGCCGACCGAGCAGGCAAGACAUUCACCGAGCGAGCCAUGGACUUUGGCCGCCGGGAACGAUAUAAAAUUGUCGGUGCAAGCUGGAUUGCAUCUAUGGCUGCGGCGUUCGCCAUUGUCAAUCGGAAUAAAUACCUGUCAGGACCACAGAAGAUUGUUCAGGCAAGAGUAUACGCACAGUUCUUGACGGUCGGCGUUCUCGUGGCCACUGCAGCCUUUGAGAUCUCAGACUCCCGGAAUGCAAAGGGCCGAUACGAGACUGUGAGAUACCUCGACCCCAGUGAUCCAGAGCACAAGCGAUACCUAGAAAAGCAGGUUGAGCGCGAGGUAGGCAGCCAAGGCAACCAACCUGGCUCCGAUGAUCUGUGGAAGGAUAUGGUCGCCGCAGAGGAGCAGAGGAUCAAGGAGCGCGAAGAGAGACAUAAGGAAUUGGAGAAGCAGCACCACAAGAGGAAUGGUAAGAAGUCUGAGAAGAAGCAGGAGAAAUCCCAAGACAAGAAGGAGGACGAAUAG
This is a messenger RNA of Exophiala aquamarina CBS 119918, 798 nucleotides long. RefSeq lists its product as uncharacterized. Bases 1 to 798 code for a protein of 265 amino acids. Gene Ontology annotation, cellular component: mitochondrial inner membrane. Gene Ontology annotation, biological process: mitochondrial respiratory chain complex IV assembly. The record is from RefSeq and is a predicted model, not a curated record. NCBI's taxonomy places the organism in Eukaryota, Fungi, Ascomycota, Eurotiomycetes, Chaetothyriales, Herpotrichiellaceae. The transcript has a single exon.